Messenger RNA from Nelumbo nucifera (sacred lotus), 1301 nucleotides. RefSeq names its product mitochondrial ribosomal protein L11 (gene MRPL11). Lineage: Eukaryota; Viridiplantae; Streptophyta; Magnoliopsida; Proteales; Nelumbonaceae. The record is from RefSeq and is a predicted model, not a curated record. Gene Ontology annotation, molecular function: structural constituent of ribosome; large ribosomal subunit rRNA binding. Gene Ontology annotation, biological process: translation. Gene Ontology annotation, cellular component: large ribosomal subunit; ribosome.
UAUCUUCUGGUUUCUUAUUUUCUUCUUUCGUAUUUUUCAUUAGGCUGCGUUUGGAAGGAGUAUAAAUUCCGGUUAAGUGCAUUAUUGUACUCCGGUUCAGAAUUGAAUGUGUUUGAAAACAGUGUAAAAAAACCUCUAUUAUCGUCUUAUCGAUGAAAAUUUGCAAACACCCGAUGAUUUACAUCGAUUUAGCGGUGGAAAACUACAUGCUUUUUUCGAACUAAAAAAUCACGCCCUAUUUCAUCGAGGGAAAUAGAAGAGGAGUUUACGCUCUUCCACCGGCACGGCACUCUGAGAUCUGAGCAACGACUAUUAUUCUCAGAUUUGAGAUCUGAGGAGUUCGAAACAUCCACCAACAGCCUUGAGAAGUCCGAGCGUCAGCGUUUAGCGUUGAGAUCUGAACAACGAACCUCUUCUCUGUUGAAGUCUGCGUUUAAGCUGGUUGGGGUUUCUCGACUUUGAGUCGGAACUGCGUCCAGCCCAAAGCUCAAAAGCAAGAGUUAUCCAAAUGGAGUUAAUCUCUUCUCAACUCUGAAAGCUAGAAGUGGUCUGGAACUUCUGCUGCCCGCGGAAUAUAAAUCCUAACCAAAGGAGAUAACUGCCACCUGCUGGUGACUGGUUACAGCCGAAGAACAAACGGCAAUCCCCUCAUCUAUGUCUUCUCUAAAAGAAAUAUUGACCCGCCGUCCAGUGGCAGCGACUAUUCGGCUCACUGUUCCAGCUGGUGCAGCCCGACCAGCACCUCCUGUUGGCCCAGCUCUGGGUCAGUACCGGCUCAACUUAAUGGCUUUCUGCAAGGACUUCAAUGCUCGAACCCAGAAGUACAAGCCUGAUAUUCCUAUGGCCGUCACUAUCACAGCUUUCAAAGACAACACUUUUGAGUUUACUGUUAAGUCUCCUUCAGUGACCUGGUACCUUAAAAAGGCAGCAGGAAUUGAGUCUGGUAGUAGCCGUCCUGGCCAUGUCAUUGCUUCAACAAUAACUCUGAAACACAUUUAUGAGAUUGCUAAGGUGAAACAGUCAGACCCUUAUUGUCAGUAUAUGUCAUUGGAAGCAAUUUGCAAAUCAAUUAUUGGAACUGCUAACACAAUGGGGAUCAAGGUUCAGAAGGAGCUAGAUUGAUUUUAUGAUUCUUGGGAUUUAUUCAGUGUUAAGAUGACUGAAAUUUCUUCUAAUUUAGUUUCAUUUUUGGAGUAACUGAGAAGUUUAUAUUUUUUCAUGUCAUCCUUUGUUGAUAUGUUUUACUCUUUCUUCAUGUUGAUCCUUAAUGGUUAAAAUUUAGAUAGGAGUAUUUGUUUAUA